AAUUUCAUUCUCCAUAUUGUAACCUUGAUACUCACUCACUGCGCCUCAAUCAGUGAACAACACCACACUCCAUGGGGAAAGAUAACCACCCUUCCGCUAUGGAAAUCGACGAUCCUAAAUCCGCCAAUUCCGAUCAGAUUGUUCCCAAGUUCUCCAUCAAUGGUGCAGCUCUUGAAAUCGGCACAAAUGCAGCACGGUUUGCGGCAUGGAGAUUACACUCGAUAUCGGAGGUAUUGCACAGCUCGUUUGAGGAGGUUAUAUAAAUCAUUGAAGUUUACUCAUGGUCGAGGCAAAUAUUCAAAAAGAAACAUAACCGAGAGUACCGUCACUGACGUAAGGUUUCUUCAUGUGCUUCUAUAUUCGGCAGAGAGAGCUUGGAGUCAUGCCAUGGAGAAAAGACAGCUUCCAGAUGGCCCAAAUGCACGUCAACGUAUCUAUUUGAUUGGCAGGCUACGGAAAGCUGUAAAAUGGGCUACUUUGUUUUCAAAAUUAUGUGCCAUCAAGGCAGAUUCAAGAACAUCUCUUGAAGCUGAGGCCUAUUCAUCCUAUAUGAAGGGUAAUUUGUUGUUUGAACAAGAUCAGAACUGGGAUGUGGCUUUAAUGAGCUUCAAAAGUGCCAGGGCUGUAUAUGAGGAAUUAGGGAAAUAUGGAGAUUUGGAUAAUCAAGUUUUGUGCCGUGAGCGAGUUGAGGAACUGGAACCUAGUAUACGAUAUUGCCUUCAUAAAGUUGGCCAGUCAAAUUUACAGACCUCUGAACUUUUGAACAUUGGUGACAUGGAAGGUCCUGCAUUAGACCUUUUUAAAGCAAAGUUGGAGGCUGUUAUGGCAGAAGCAAGAUCACAGCAGGCUGCUUCCAUGACAGAGCUCAAUUGGCUUGGCCAUAGGUUUCCAGUAUCAAAUGCAAAAACAAGGGUUGCCAUUUUAAAAGCUCAAGAGCUCGAGAAGGAUUUACAUGGUUCAUCGGCAGACUCAACUCCAUCAGACAAGAAACUUGUUAUUUUUGACAAAAUAUUUUCUGCGUAUCACGAAGCCAGAGGUUAUAUUCGAGCUGAUUUGGCCACUGCAGGAAAUGCAGAAAACGUGAAGGAUGAUUUGCAUGGUCUUGACAAGGCUGUCAGUGCCAUGUUGGGAGAAAGAACUAUUGAGCGCAACCUUCUGUUGGUUAAGGUUGCAAAAAGUAAACUUGCUAGGCGUCGUGAUGAUAAAAAUGAUAAAGUCACCAAACCUGAAGAGCUUGUUCGUUUAUAUGAUCUCUUGCUACAGAAUACAGCCGAUCUUUCCGAUUUAGUCAGUUCAGGAAGGGAUAAAAAGCCAGAAGAAGUGAGCUUUGCUGAUGAGUGUGCAUGCAAAACCUUGGCUUUUAGAGCAGAAAGGUGCUUUUAUGUGGCAAAGUCAUACAGUGUGGCUGGAAAGAGGGCUGAAGCCUAUGCUUUGUAUCAUCAUGUUCGCAACUUAGCAGAGGAUGCCUUAAGAAAGUUUAAAUCGUUAAACGGUGACUAUAAGAAUAUGAUAAAAGACCUGGAGGAGUUGUGCAAGCAGUGCAGAUCUAACAGUUGUAUAGAACAUGCCUUGGGGAUCAUGGAAGAGAAUAAGGAUCAAGAAAACAUCUCUGAAAGGAUCUCCAAUAUAUCAUUGACCGGGGCUGAGCGGUUGGAGAAAUUCCUCCUUGAUAAACUUGAUGUUUAUGAGUCUGCUGUUGGCGAUUCCAAUGUAAAAUGUGCUCCCCGCAUUGCAUCCUUCCCCCCACCUUUCCAGGCCAUUUCGCGCACUCCAAUCGUGUUGGACCUGGCUUAUAACAACAUUGAAUUCCCAUCUCUUGAGAGUAGGAUGAAAAAACAAAAGGGCGGCUUCAUGAGUAGAAUAUGGGGAUGAGUAUCCUGGUUUAGGUUUUUGGUUCUUCAAGUUGAAUGUUGUUUAACAAAUAUUAUGGUAUUUACCUUUGUUAACUAUUGUUAUGAAUUUUGUGAUGUUGAUAUGAAAAAAUUUUGGUCGGUCUAGAUGUUUGAAAAGUUUCCGAGGAAAGAUUGUGUUGCAUCACACUUUUGUUGUAACCUUUGACAUAAACUAGGCGAUUCUAAGUUGAUUAGGAAGGGAAAUUGAUGAACGAGUCUGUUGGUUAUUAAUUAUUUUAUAUAACUAAAAGUAGGUGUUUAUUGACCUAAGUUUAUUCAUCCAUUGUGACA
Messenger RNA from Arachis ipaensis, 2183 nucleotides. The record is from RefSeq and is a predicted model, not a curated record. Lineage: Eukaryota; Viridiplantae; Streptophyta; Magnoliopsida; Fabales; Fabaceae.